Messenger RNA from Pyricularia pennisetigena, 1245 nucleotides. RefSeq lists its product as uncharacterized. The record is from RefSeq and is a predicted model, not a curated record. Lineage: Eukaryota; Fungi; Ascomycota; Sordariomycetes; Magnaporthales; Pyriculariaceae. The transcript is spliced from 4 exons. Bases 1 to 1245 code for a protein of 414 amino acids.
AUGGCGUCUGAGGACAAGGAAAUGGACUACACCCUCAACAACCCCGAUACCCUUACCAAGUACAAGACCGCUGCCCAGAUCUCCGAGAAGGUCCUCAAGGAUGUCGCUGCUCUCUGCGUCGCUGGCGCCAAGAUUGUCGAGAUCUGCGAGAAGGGAGACCAGCUGAUCGAGGAGGAGGUUGCCAAAGUGUACAGGGGAAAGAAGAUCACCAAGGGCUUCUCGCACCCCACGACCGUUUCGCCCAGCUCCUAUGUGACACCUUACACCCCCCUCAAGACCGACGAGGCAGAGGCCGCCACGGAGCUCCAGGCGGGCGAGGCCGUCAAGAUCCAGCUUGGCGCCCAGAUCGACGGAUUCGGUUCGAUUGUGUGCGAUACCAUCCUCGUGCCCAAGGAAGGCGGUGAGGAUGUCGUAACCGGCCGCGACGCCGACCUGAUGCUGGCGAACUACUAUGCCAACGAGCUACUCCUGCGCCUGAUGGUCCCCCCUGGACUGCUUGCCCAGGGCACCGACGAGGAGAAGGCCAAGGCGGCUGCCGCAAAGCCGUACACCCAGACCAAGAUCACCAGCCUGCUGGAGAAGGUCACCAAGGCGUACGAUGUUAACCUUGUGGAGAGCACUACCUCUUGGCUCUUUGGCCGGAAUGAGAUCGAGGGCUCAAAGAAGAUUGUCAUCGCCCCUGGCGAGGGAGCCAAGGGAGAGGGUGUCCCCGAGGUUGGUGAGGUCUGGGGUGUUGAGAUGGGCGUCAGCUUGGGAACCGGUAAAGUGAAGCAGCUGGAUCAGAGAGCCACCCUGCACCGCCGUACCACCACUACCUACGGCCUGAAGCGCCCGACGUCGAGGAAGGUUCUUUCGGAGGUGCAGAAGAAGUUCGGCACGUUCCCCUUCAGCUUGAGGCAGCUUGAGGAUGAACGUGACGCAAAGUCAGGUGUCGUCGAGUGCGUGCGUGGCAACGUCUUCCGCCAGUACGAACUUGUUGGCGACAAAGAUGGCGCAGCAGUCGCCAGGCUGUUGACCACUCUUGCCAUCACCAAGAACGGCAUCACCAAGCUGGGAGCUGCCCCGCCCCUGGACGUGAGCAAGUACCAGACAGACAAGAAAAUCGAGGACGAGGAGGUUCUCAAGAUCUUGGAGCAGCCUUUGUCGCGUAACACCGGCAACAAGAAGAAGAAGCCAAAGAAGAAGACCAAGAAGCCUGCGGCUAAGAAGGAGGGAGAGGAGAGCGACGAGGAGAGCGACGAGUAG